GAAUGGAAAAUCCAGCUACUCUUGAUGAGCUCGAUAGGGUAAUAUUGGGCCACCACCCUAUUCUCACCACGCAAGUCUCUUCGUGAAGAAGAGGGAUGAAUGCGCAUGCGAACAUUUCAAUGUUCAUUCGGCGUCGGUCUCGCUAUGAGCGGUGGUGUCUACGGUGGUGAUGAGGUUGGCGCCAUUAUAUUCGACAUUGGGCAUCAAAGUCUACGAGUUGGUUAUGGAGGUGAGGACAGCCCAAAAGCCGAAAUUCCGACGAGUCUGGGGGUGUGGGAGGACUCGGCGGAGGCUACGGACGGGGUACACACUCCGAGAAAGCGAUAUAACAUCGAUGUUACUGCGAUACAAGUGCGCCGGAAAGAUAUGGAGAUAGUCAGCAUGAUGAAAGACGGAAUGAUAGACGAUUGGGACAUGUUCGAACGUCUAGCCGAGUACACCUACAAGCAGCGUCUCCAUGCUCUUGCCGAGCACCACCCGAUCCUAAUGACCGAGUGUCCCUGGAACACGCGAGUCAAGCGGGAAAAACUCCUGGAGUUGAUGUUCGAGAAGUUCAAUGUUCCUGCUAUGUACAUCUGCAAAAAUGCUGUGCUAGCUGCCUACGCUAAUGGACGAUCAACUGCAAUGGUCGUUGACAGCGGUGCCACCCACACAAGUGCAGUGCCCGUUCACGAUGGAUAUGUCAUUACUCAAGGGAUUGUAAAAAGUCCAUUAGGCGGUGACUUCAUUACCAUGCAGUGCCGGCAAUUUUUCGAGGAGAAAAAUAUUGAACUGAUGCCCGCCUGCUUGGUAGCCAGUAAAGAUAUAGUUAGGGAGAGGGAUAAUCCACGAUGGACAAAGAAAAUCGGCCCUCCACCCACAUCCACCUGGCUCAGUUACAUGGUUCGAGAAUUACUACAGGAUUUUCAGAUGAAUUGUCUUCAAGUCGCAGAUUCUCCGUACGACGAAGACGUUGCAAAUGCUCUACCAAUGAAGCAUUUCGAAUUCCCCACUGGGUACAAUGAUGAUUAUGGAUCGGUAAGGCUUAUGAUACCAGAAGCUCUCUUCGAUCCUAGUAAUGUGAAGGGGGUUGGAGCGAGCAUUCUUGGAAUUGGCCCUCUCGUCACCACCAGCGUUGGAAUGUGCGAUAUGGACAUAAGACCUAGUCUCUAUGGAAGCGUAGUUGUCACGGGUGGUAAUUCUUGUUUACAAGGCUUCAGUGAUCGUCUCAACCGAGAUUUAUCCAGCAAAACUCCACCGAGUAUGCGACUGAAAAUAAUGAGUGCCAAUAGCUCGAGCGAACGAAGGUUUGGUGCAUGGAUCGGAGGAUCCAUACUCAGCUCCUUGGGCACAUUUCAACAAAUGUGGCUAUCGCGACAAGAGUACGAGGAAUCUGGCAAGCGAAUACUGGAUAAAUGCGCCUAAAUUCAGAGAGUAAGAACAAUUGCAUUGUUUUUUAAUGCUAAUCUUAAUGAUACAGUCCACAUAGAAAUGAUCUGUGGGAUAUCUUUUUCAACGAUUGUUCCGAAAGUCUUUCUGGUGAGACGGGAAGAAUUGGCCUUCUAGAGACCGUCCCAGCUUACCAUAAAGCUCUUCGGAUAUUUUCCUACGCGGAAGUUUAUCGUGAUGAAUUAUGAAUUAGAGUAAGUAAUUUUUUAUGGAUAGUGCCAAAAUAAGCGCGGGUGCUCAUUAAGAAUACUUUGAUUACAUAUUUCAAAUAAGUUAACUCGUAAGCCGCAUCAAUUUUCGUCGUCUUCCUAUUUUUAUAAAGAAAAAAAAUACUACAUCGCUCAAGUAUGACUGAACAUUCGUGGCAAUCAUUUAGCAAUUACGCAAUCUCAAAUUAUCACAUAUGCUCAAAACAAUUUCCAUAUCUCAUGUAUAGAUUUUUGUAUGUGCGUAAACGUCGUAAUGUUGACAUUAAGCUCUUGAUGAUGGCUUUGUAAAUCCUUCGUUACUCAGUUUCAAAAAGCCGAUUUUGCAAGUUCUGAAUGUUUUCUAGCAUAUUACAACGGAGUCGGGAAUACAAUGGAUUUCUUAAAGCUCCUCGAUCUCUGUCAAAGCUUAAGAGACUUUUUUAAGAUUGAUGUACCUUAGUAAUGACCGAUGAUGAUGAAUGUUCCAGAAUAUUCUUGAAUUUUCGAUCAUUCAUCGCCUACGUAGAGAAGUAGCUUCAGACGAAAUGAGAUGACAAAACCCCAUUUCUUCUGAAACUUUUGGAAUUUUUGAUGAAUGCAUUUUUCCUCUUAAAUGCGGAUAAUUCGAUUAUUUGACAGGUGAUUUUGACGUAACAGGUCAUGUAAGUUCGCAUAAAGAAUACCGUUUUUUGUCCAUCAAUAGUGAUGCAUCACAAUUAUGUCAAAGAAUGUAUUUUGUACGUGAAAGUCAAUGCUGGCAUGCACAAAAAAAUGCAACGCAACACUAAUGCAACUAUGUAUGGAAAGUCUGAUGAGUAAUAAUAUUUGCGAGAGAAGUUUCACUUGGUGAAACAAAGAAUAAUUGAAACGUCAUAGACAGACAUUGUUCGGUGAGUGAUAAAAGGUAAGAAUGUGUAUUACGACUAAAAAAAAUAUGACCAUGUGCUCAUGUACGCACAUAUUUAUUCUUUGUAUAAUCAUAAUAAAAGAUCCUAAUAAAAGCUUAUCGAAUCAUGGUAUCCGAAGCGGACGUUGAUCCCAUGAUAGAGUUGUCGUCACAAUAAAUUCUCCGUGUACAUGAAAUUAAAGAUAACUAUACCUGGAAUAAAUUAUCCCUGUGGUACCCAUAGGAACCACUGAGCGUGAUUAUCAAAAAUACGUCCGGUUUGUGCCACAAAGGCAUUCGCACUUGCAUUCUGUUCAUUCUCGCCCACGUUACAUCAAUUAUCCUUAAUAAAACAUUUGCAAUACUCAAAAAAAAA
Diachasmimorpha longicaudata is the source of this 2878-nucleotide messenger RNA. Its product is annotated as actin-like protein 6B. The record is from RefSeq and is a predicted model, not a curated record. Gene Ontology annotation, cellular component: SWI/SNF complex; NuA4 histone acetyltransferase complex. The coding region runs from base 100 to 1404 and encodes 434 amino acids. Gene Ontology annotation, biological process: nervous system development; chromatin remodeling; regulation of transcription by RNA polymerase II. The transcript is spliced from 6 exons. Gene Ontology annotation, molecular function: chromatin binding. NCBI's taxonomy places the organism in Eukaryota, Metazoa, Arthropoda, Insecta, Hymenoptera, Braconidae.